AUGAGAAAUAAGAAACUAGAUAUUGUUGCUCUUCUUGAACCGAAAGUAAGUGGUUCUAAGGCGGAGAAGUUCAACCAAAAAUCUGGGUUCGGUCACUCUUUUAGAAUCGAAGCAAAUGAGUUUUCGGGAGGCAUUUGGAUUCUAUGGAAUGAUACAAUUUCAAUGGAUUUCUUGGUGGCUUCGAAUCAAUAUGUCCAUGGUUAUUGUAUUGACAAGUUAAUUUCAACAAGCUUCUUUGUUUCUUUUGUUUAUGCGAGCCCAAAUGGCAGUAUGCGGAAUUUGGUUUGGAAUCAAAUUAGAGCUCUUGCACCGAAUGAAAACUCUCCUUGGUUGCUUGGAGGAGAUUUCAAUGCUAUUUGUAAAUCUGUCGAGCGAAAGGGUGGAUCGCACAGUAGAACGGGAAUUUGUCUGAAUUUUGGCGAGUUUAUAUUCGAAGCAGGUUUACUGUAUAUAGGGUUUAAUGGUCCUCAAUAUACUUGGCUGCGGGGUAACCUUAGUCAGAGGCUUGAUCGUUGCUUGUGUAAUAACAGGUGGUAUAGCGCGUUCCCUGCCUCUGAAGUCUUGCGUUUGCAGAAGAUGGGACCCGAUCAUAGGCUGAUUCUAAUGUCAAUCGAGGUUCCAGAGAAUAAUCCUUUGUUUAAUAGCCUCAUAAAUCUUCAAAGUAAAUGUUGCAACUGGAACAAUGAGGUAUUUGGUCAUAUCGGCAGACGUAAGACUCUGUUACUGGCUAGAAUUCGAGGGGUUGAAAUCGCCCUGGAGCGGAGUGAAUCCACAUAUCUUUUGGACCUCUACGAGGCUCUUAAGAAUGAAAUUAAUGUGGUCCUUGAACAAGAAGAAAGCCUAUGGCAUCAAAGUCUAGAAGUCAGUGGAUUACGAAAGGAGAUCGCAACACAAUAUUUCCAUGCUACUACUAUUAAUAGAAGGAGGCAAAAUAGCAUUCGUAUGCUUCAGAUGGAGGAUGGUCGAUGGUGUGAUGAUCAUGAAGUGCUGUGA
Messenger RNA from Hibiscus syriacus, 993 nucleotides. RefSeq lists its product as uncharacterized. The transcript has 2 exons. Gene Ontology annotation, molecular function: catalytic activity. NCBI's taxonomy places the organism in Eukaryota, Viridiplantae, Streptophyta, Magnoliopsida, Malvales, Malvaceae. Bases 1 to 993 code for a protein of 330 amino acids. The record is from RefSeq and is a predicted model, not a curated record.